Nicotiana tabacum (common tobacco) is the source of this 1113-nucleotide messenger RNA. RefSeq names its product peptidyl-prolyl cis-trans isomerase CYP19-4. Gene Ontology annotation, molecular function: peptidyl-prolyl cis-trans isomerase activity; cyclosporin A binding. Lineage: Eukaryota; Viridiplantae; Streptophyta; Magnoliopsida; Solanales; Solanaceae. Gene Ontology annotation, cellular component: cytoplasm; intracellular membrane-bounded organelle. The record is from RefSeq and is a predicted model, not a curated record. Gene Ontology annotation, biological process: protein folding; protein peptidyl-prolyl isomerization.
GUUCUUAAACUUCAGGUGAUACUCGGCAACUCCACAGGCCACAGCUAAGCUGGUGCUCUUUGAUUUAUAGUAAGAUCGCGCGAUCAAAUUACAGUUUCAACGCUUUAUUCCUCACUGCCAGCAGCACUGUGAAGACUGUUGAGGAUAAGGAAAUGGCGAAUCCUAGAAACAAAUUGUCUCCUUACCUUCUUAUCUGGGUCUUGAUUUUAUCCGGAACCCUAAUUUUCAUUCUGAACCGGUUGGGUGAUACCGGAGUCGCAUCGGAUAAAGACAUUAAAAUCGAGCAGAAUGAUGAGGCGAAACCAUCAGAGGAUUUGGAGCACGUGACGCAUAAAGUGUACUUUGAUGUCGAAAUUAAUGGAAAGCCUACAGGUCGUAUUGUCAUGGGCCUCUUUGGGAAAAUUGUCCCGAAGACAGCAGAAAACUUCAGAGCUCUUUGCACGGGGGAAAAAGGAACUGGGAAGGCUGGCAAGCCUCUCCAUUACAAAGGUAGCACUUUCCACAGGAUCAUACCGAGCUUCAUGAUCCAGGGAGGCGAUUUCACUCGUGGUGAUGGGCGAGGUGGAGAAUCUAUAUAUGGUGAAAGCUUUGCAGAUGAAAACUUUGAUCUAAAACACACUGAACCUGGUAUUCUGUCAAUGGCAAAUGCUGGACCGGACACCAAUGGGUCUCAAUUCUUUAUCACAACUGUAACCACUGGCUGGUUGGAUGGGCAUCAUGUUGUCUUUGGCAAGGUGCUGUCUGGGAUGGAUGUUGUCUACAAAAUUGAAGCAGAAGGGAGAGGAAGUGGAACACCGAAAAGCAAAGUCAUAAUAUCAAAUAGCGGUGAACUACCUUAAUGAUCCAACUUUCCAUGUAUCAAAACACCUCAGAUGUUUGAUAAUGCUUGCCCUCGAGCAAAGUCAGUUUCAUAUGCUGUCAAGAAAUCUGUUAUGGGACUAUUGCGGCUUGUAAAGUUAAACCAACCCUCUUGAAAGAGGAUCACGACUGCUGCUUAGAAUAGACAGGGCUCGUUUUAUUAAAAUAUUUAUAAAACCUUUGCUUCUAUAUGUAUUUCAUAAAAGAUUUUGAAUGAAUUCUUGGUAAUAUAUACCAGAGGUAUAUUGAAAGUUC